AAGUAAUAAAUAAGAAAACAAUAAAUAAAAACGAUAAGAUAAAUGGACGGGUCUCCAAUAGAUGUUCAGUUUGCGAGACACCAUCUAAUCCGCACUAUUACGUACAACUUAUAAUCGACUCGUUUAAUUCCUUCAGACUUUUCAGUUCGGAAGAAAUAGAAUUAGAAAUUCGCCAUGUCCCUUGCCUCAGUGAUUGUCGAGACGAAGCCCUUCGAGGGCCAGAACGCCGGGACGAGCGGCUUAAGGAAAAAGGUCAAAGUAUUCAUGGAGAAGCAUUACACGGAGAAUUUCAUUCAAUGCAUUCUUAACACCCUCGGAGACAAAAUUGUUGGUUCCACGUUGAUCGUAGGAGGCGAUGGUAGAUAUUUCUCCAAGCAAGCCAUUAAUACCAUCAUUAGAAUCGCUUCUGCUAAUGGGGUAUCAAAAUUAAUCAUAGGACAACUCGGUUUACUCUCCACCCCGGCGGUUUCCAAUUUGAUCAGAAAUCAAAAAGUCCUAGGCGGUAUCGUUCUCACCGCUUCCCAUAAUCCGGGCGGCAUCAGGCACGAUUUCGGCAUAAAAUACAACAUCGAAAAUGGAGGACCGGCGCCCACUCAUUUCACCAACGACGUCUAUGAACACACCAAGAAGAUCACCUCCUACAAAUUCACCCCUAAAUUGGAAACUGACAGGCUUAUCGAUGUCUUGGGAACCAACACAUUCAAUGUCGACGGUCGCGAUUUCGUAGUGGAAGUGAUUGAUUCCACGGCGGAUUAUGUGAAGCUUAUGAAGGAAAUUUUCGAUUUCAAGAAACUUAGAACGCUCAUUCGCGGUACCGAACAACGUGCGGCGUUCAAUGUACUUAUCGAUUCGAUGAAUGGAGUUACUGGAGUCUACGUUAGACGCAUAUUCGUCGAAGAACUGGGUGCUAGUCCAGACAAUAAUGUUUUUAGAAUCGUACCUUUAGACAAUUUCGGCGAAAUUCACCCGGAUCCCAAUCUCGUGUACGCCAAAGAUUUGGUCGAUAAGAUCCAAGCCAAUCCUGCUUAUGAUAUGGGCGUAGCCUUCGAUGGAGACGGGGACCGUAACAUGAUUAUAGGCAAAAACGCUUUCUUCGUCACUCCCAGCGACAGUUUGGCCGUUAUUGCGAACAAUUUGGAAUGCAUUCCGUACUUCAAAAAGCACGGCGUACGCGGUUUUGCAAGAUCCAUGCCUACUGCAGCAGCUGUAGACAGAGUUGCUGAGAAAUUGGGCAAGGAAAUGUUUGAGGUACCGACAGGUUGGAAGUUCUUCGGAAAUUUGAUGGACGCCGGAAGAUUGUCGCUAUGCGGAGAGGAGAGUUUCGGUACCGGUUCCGAUCAUAUCCGAGAAAAAGACGGAAUUUGGGCCGUACUAGCAUGGUUGUCGAUCAUCGAACAUAAAAACAUGAGCAUAGAGGAUAUUUUGAAGGAGCAUUGGAACAUUUACGGAAGGAACUACUUUACGAGGUACGAUUACGAAGAGGUCGAAAGCGACGCGGCCGAUAAAAUGAUGAAGCACUUGGAAAAUUUCAUCGCUACCGACGGUUUGAUUGGGAAAUCGUUCAGUUCUAAUGGUAAAAGCUACAAGGUAGCUAAAAUGGACAACUUUUCCUACGUGGAUCCUAUUGAUCACAGCGUUACUAAAAACCAAGGUGUUCGUGUCCUAUUUGAUGACGGCUCACGACUAGUCUACAGGCUAUCCGGUACUGGAAGUAGCGGUGCUACUAUUAGAGUUUAUAUUGACAGCUACGAAAAGAAGGAUGUACUAUCUGAUGCACAAGAAAUGUUAAAACCUCUGGUUAACAUCGGUUUGGAGAUAUCUCAAUUGAAACAAUUUACCGGUCGUGAUGCUCCCACCGUCAUCACAUAAGCCGACAAAACUGAUGAGAACUUCUUGAUACAAUAGGGGUAUAUUUUUUAAUAGAUAUUUUUUAGUUUUUUUUUGUGUAUACACUUUUUUGUUACAUAUUUAAAUCAAAUAAUAUAUUGAAAUGUUUUAAUUUGUUUUUUUUUUCUUUUUGUUAAUUUUUAAAUGUUGAAAUUUUUUAGAAAAAUUUAUAUUUGUCAUUCCUAUUUAGCCAGCUAAUAUUUUGUAAUGAUGAAAAACUGCCGCGUUGCUACAAACAUUUGUUAAAGAUGGUACAAUAAAAUAUUCGAUGUUAAA
This is a messenger RNA of Phyllotreta striolata, 2163 nucleotides long. The record is from the annotation of a GenBank genome assembly. NCBI's taxonomy places the organism in Eukaryota, Metazoa, Arthropoda, Insecta, Coleoptera, Chrysomelidae.